UCCAAGAUACAGGACGUGAAGUCUUUGCCUCUAAAAGUGAGCUGAACAGUAUGGAGGGAGUUCCACUGAAAAUGCCAGAAUAUUCGUCUCAAGAAGAACUCGUUGAAGAUGUGCAAGUUACUGUCCCAGAUUACCUCACAAUACUACAAGAAACAGAGUAUGACUUCAGUCUGGAGAAAUGGGUACUCACAGGCCUUCAGAACGGCUUCAUGAAGCUCCAUCAUCCCUCCGCCUCCUCCUCUUCUUCCUCCUCUCUGCAGCCCACCUGUCCACCAUACUGGAUGAUGUUCCGCAGCCCCCAGCAGAGUCGCCUCGCCAGCCGCCACAGCUCCGACUUCUGGGAGCCCAACCCUCGGCAGCGCUCCUACUCCCUCAACCCCUCUGUCCUGCGCGCCAAGUUCACCAUCUCCGACUCGGAAGACGAAUCAGAGAAUGUCGAAACUGUCAAUAUACCGUUGCCAGAGAAAAAAGACUUGAAUGUUGAUAUGCCUUGCACAAUCACUCAGCGUAACCAGAAGAAAGCCCAGAAGGCCUUUGUCCCAGACCUCCUCCACCCACCCACCUGUCUGAGCAGCUUACCACACCAGCGCCGCAAAAACCUCCGCCAGUGCUCGCUGUCUGUGCUGGAGACGACCAAGCAGAACGCGGUCAAUGAGCAGUCCACACCAAAGGGCUUCAGCAGGAGUGACUCAGUAGACAAGCUCUGCAGCCAGAAGCUAGGAAAGGAGUCAAUCAGUCCACAUUCCUGCCCGGAACCCAGUGUGGCCCCUCGCCCCCUGGGUCUCUCCUCCGCUGCCUGUGAUUCGUCCAUAGAGCUCCUUUCAGCCCUAAGCCUGGAGGAGAGAGAGCUGCUGGGGGUAAUCACAGCUCGGGGUUACCCUCUGAGAACCGCCUUCAUCGCCCUGCAGAAGACUGGACGGCAAGCCCCUGAGAAGAUCUUGAACUACUUAGUGGCUUGCGACCACCUCUGCCAGCUGGGAUAUGAUAUACUGCAGGUGGAGGAGGCGCUGGAGAUGUUUCAGAACUGUGAGACUAAGGCUGAGGAGUUCCUUCAUCUCCUGAGUCAGUUCAAUGAGAUGGGCUUCCAGCAGAAUGCCAUCAAAGAAGUGCUGCUUGUGCACGAAAACCACCGUGAAAGGGCCCUGGAGGAGCUCAUGAUGCGUGUGGCGUGACAGAGACGAGAAGAUCCCAACCCAAAGAACUGCACAUGCAAAUGAGAUGGUGGUGGCCUUUGCAAUGGAAAUAGUAUAUGGGAUGUAAAUCAUUUUGCACAUAGAUUUUUUAUUGUUUUGUUUAUCUUGUCUUUUGUUAUCCUUGAUCACAUUCAAAUUUAGUCACAUAUCAAGAAAUACAGUUAAAGUGCAUAUGACAGGUUUUCAUGUUUUUGUAAUUAUUAUGUGACGAUGUCAUACUCCCAGAUGGUGGCAAGAGCGACUUUUCCCU
Periophthalmus magnuspinnatus is the source of this 1443-nucleotide messenger RNA. RefSeq names its product ubiquitin associated protein 1-like b (gene ubap1lb). Gene Ontology annotation, biological process: ubiquitin-dependent protein catabolic process via the multivesicular body sorting pathway. Gene Ontology annotation, cellular component: ESCRT I complex. Lineage: Eukaryota; Metazoa; Chordata; Actinopteri; Gobiiformes; Gobiidae. The transcript is spliced from 6 exons. Gene Ontology annotation, molecular function: ubiquitin binding. Bases 51 to 1172 code for a protein of 373 amino acids. The record is from RefSeq and is a predicted model, not a curated record.